Echinops telfairi (small Madagascar hedgehog) is the source of this 2170-nucleotide messenger RNA. RefSeq names its product transcriptional adaptor 1 (gene TADA1). The transcript is spliced from 8 exons. Gene Ontology annotation, molecular function: transcription coactivator activity. NCBI's taxonomy places the organism in Eukaryota, Metazoa, Chordata, Mammalia, Afrosoricida, Tenrecidae. Gene Ontology annotation, biological process: regulation of transcription by RNA polymerase II. The record is from RefSeq and is a predicted model, not a curated record. Gene Ontology annotation, cellular component: SAGA complex. Bases 56 to 1063 code for a protein of 335 amino acids.
UUUUGGGUUGUUGGUCCCGGCGGCGGUCUGCGGGCGGGCGGAGAAGCGUAACGCAAUGGCGACCUUUGUGAGCGAGCUGGAGGCGGCCAAGAAGAACUUGAGCGAGGCCCUGGGGGACAACGUGAAACAGUACUGGGCUAACUUAAAGUUAUGGUUCAAGCAGAAGAUCAGCAAAGAAGAGUUUGACCUUGAAGCGCAUAGACUUCUCACACAGGAUAACGUUCAUUCCCACAACGACUUCCUCCUGGCUAUUCUCACGCGUUGUCAGAUUUUGGUGUCUACACCAGAAGGUGCUGGAUCCUUGCCCUGGACAGGGGGUUCCGCAGCCAAACCGGGGAAACCCAAAGGAAAGAAGAAGCUGUCUUCAGUUCGUCAGAAAUUUGAUCAUAGGUUUCAGCCUCAAAACCCCCUCUCAGGAGCCCAGCAGUUUGUGGCCAAGGAUCCCCAAGAUGACGACGACCUGAAGCUUUGCUCCCACACGAUGAUGCUCCCUACUCGGGGCCAGCUGGAAGGGAGGAUGAUCGUGACGGCCUAUGAGCACGGGCUGGACAACGUCACCGAGGAGGCGGUCUCCGCCGUCGUCUGUGCCGUGGAGAAUCACCUAAAAGACAUUCUGGCAUCAGUGGUGUCCAGAAGGAAAGCUUAUCGGUUACGAGAUGGUCAUUUUAAAUACGCCUUUGGCAGUAACGUAACUCCACAACCAUAUCUGAAGAACAGUGUCAUGGCCUACAACAAUUUAAUAGAAAGCCCGCCAGCCUUUACUGCUCCGUGUGCCGGGCAGAACCCGGCCUCUCACCCGCCUCCCGACGAUGCCGAGCAGCAGGCCGCGCUCCUGCUGGCGUGCUCCGGGGACACACUGCCCGUGUCCUUGCCACCGGUGAACAUGUAUGACCUUUUUGAAGCUUUGCAGGUACACAGAGAGGUGAUCCCUACACAUACAGUGUAUGCUCUCAACAUUGAAAGGAUCAUCAUGAAACUCUGGCACCCAAAUCACGAAGAGCUGCAGCAGGACCAAGUUCACCGCCAGCGCCUAGCAUCCAAGGAGGGGCUUUCGCUCUGCUGAGUAAGGGUGUGAGGGUGUGGGGCCUUCAGCAAACGGAUGACCGAGAAUGGAAUGUUUUUGGGGUCCACAUUUCUAGGCUGAAGUGUAUAGUGUAUAUAUAACCUUUCCUAUGGAAACGUGACAGUACAUGUUGUGUUGCUACUGUGAAGCCAUUAACAGACACCUGACUUUGGUAAUGACUCGUGUGAGGGCGCACGUGUGAGAGAAGAGAGAUCACCCCUGUUAUGGGAACAAGAGCCACCGGAUACGUUCUGGAGAUGGUAGGCAUCUGGGGUCUAGUAUCCUAUGGUCUGCGAUGAGGUAGAUGACAUCCUAGGGGGGGACAAGCUGUUAUGACUUAGUUCCCAUGAUCAGCCGAACCUCCACAUCAUAUAUUGUGUAUCUGCCAAAAUAAAAUCCUCUGCCUUUCUGCUGAAGAACCGUGGCCUUGCAUCUUGACUGAGAUAACCUCCACAGUGUUAAACGUCUGUGCAGUGUAGUGAAUCGCUUAAUGCUGCCUUUCUAGCUGUAGUCUUUGUAACUCCCACCAAAUGACUAGGGACUGUAUAAAUGAGGUGCUUCUGGCCCACCGAGGGGAUUGGACAGCUUGCUAAUAAAGUGAAUACAGUGCAUGGUACCUUUGGUUAAACCGUGUUAAUGAGGUGCCGAGUCACCCGGAGGUGGACAGGGGAACCUCAUAGCCACCCAAGAAAGAAGGGCCCGGAGUAGAGGGCAUCUUUUGGAUCUGGGACCCUUGUACUGAGAACCUCCUAGCCCAAGGAGACAGGGCUAUCACCACAGAUGGUAAGAGACAACCUAAAGCAGAGGCGGCAGAACCAGGAGGUUGGCAGGAGGCGGCAUGGUAGGUUUCCUGGGCCAUGGAGAGCGAAAACUGAGCACCUUUCGGCCGGAAGUUCACUGGGCAAGUGGUGUCUCCAGGCCCUUACUGGUGGAGCUAGAGUUCUGUAUGGCUCGCUUAAGAAGAGCAGAGGGUAAAGGACCUCAGAGUUCACAGUCAGAGAGAGGCGUGCUUGUAGGCACGAGUGAGACUGAAGACUUGUAUCCUGAAUCAUUGCUCAGCAUGAAAUGUAACCUAUUAACUUCCCUAAUAAAUUCCAUAAUUGUGAA